AAGAAAGUACUACGUAUAUAAUUUGAGCUAAUCCCCCUGUCCUUUCCUCCUAUCACUGUUCAAGUGAAAACAAAAUAGCGAGCAGUUUUUCUGCUUAAUUCUGGCCGUUGGUUUCGAGAGAGUGCCACAGUGCUGCUGCCUUUUGGUGUCCACGGAGGGAUAAGAGACGCUACAAAAACCAAGCAGCAGGUAAACCCCUCAACCCUUCCCUAGCUACCUAAUUAGGUAAGCUUUUAGUUUAUUCUUCAUUGUUUUCUGCCAUUUCCCUCUGAUUUAUGGUUAGGAUAUGCUAGCCAGUAGCCACACAUUUCAGCAAUGUCCUUUGGUUCAUAAUUUUACCUAAUUCGCUUGAUUUAUUUGUUAGUUUGAGAUUUUUUUAAUUAACACUGUCAUGUUACCCUGUAUAUUUUCUAUGAUUUAUUUGUCAGUAUAUAUUUUUGUUCAUUUUAGGUUUAUAUGGAUUCAACUAAUCCACACCAGUUUUGUGCACACAUAGUAAGCAAACAAUAAAAUCUUUGUAACCAAAAAACUUGCUCUGCCCUUGAGCCUUGUAAGGCCAUUGAUGUGCUGACUUCAUAGUUCAUAAACAAUAACUAGCAAUGGCCCCAGCUGCAGCAGAAACGAUCAAUCCUAGAGAUGUCUGCAUUGUUGGAUUUGCCAGGACACCCAUUGGUGGCUUCCUUGGCUCUCUUUCAUCAUUGCCAGCUACUAAACUUGGAUCCAUAGCUAUUGAAAGUGCUCUGAGGAGAGCAAGUGUUGAUCCAUCUCUUGUAGAAGAAGUUUUCUUUGGAAAUGUUCUGAGUGCAAACAUGGGACAGGCCCCAGCAAGGCAAGCUGCGCUGGGUGCAGGAUUACCAAACACAGUGGUCUGCACCACUGUUCACAAAGUCUGUGCUUCUGGGACCAAAGCAACUAUGCUUGCUGCACAGAGUAUCCAGUUAGGCAUCAAUGAUGUGGUUGUGGCUGGUGGCAUGGAAAGUAUUUCAAAUGUCCCUAAAUACUUUGCUCAAGCAAGGACAGGAUCUCGCUUGGGGAAUGAUUCUCUCAUUGACGGAAUCCUUAAAGACGGACUGUUGGAUGUUUAUAAUGAUUUUGGGAUGGGAAUAUGUGCUGAAAUUUGUGCUGAAAAUCACAAUAUCUCAAGAGAAGACCAGGAUGACUAUGCAAUUAGAAGUUAUGAACGGGGUAUCGCUGCUCAUAAUGCUGGAGCAUUUACAUGGGAGAUUGUUCCGGUUGAGGUGUCCGUGGGAAGGGGAAAGCCAUCCACUGUUGUUGAUAAGGAUGAAAGCCUGGAGAAGUUUGAUGCUUUAAAGCUGAGGAAACUCCAACCAAGUUUCAAGGAAGAUGGAGGCACCGUGACAGCUGGCAACUCUUCCAGCAUGAGUGAUGGUGCUGCUGCUUUGGUCUUAGUAAGCGGAAAGAAAGCCAGUGAGCUGGGUUUAAACGUGAUUGCAAGGAUCAUUGGGUAUGCAGAUGCUGCUCAGGCACCUGAAUUAUUUACAGUUUCUCCUGCUCUUGCAAUUCCAAAGGCUAUAAAAAAUGCUGGUCUAGAAGCUUCCCAAGUCGAUUAUUACGAAAUCAAUGAGCCUUUUGCAGCUGUAGCUCUUGCAAAUAACAAAUUACUUGGACUUAAUGAGGAUAAAGUUAAUGUGCAUGGUGGAGCCGUAGCUUUGGGUCACCCUCUUGGGUCCAGUGGAGCCCGUAUAUUGGCUACCCUUAUUGGGGUGCUGAAGCAGAAGAAAGGGAAAUAUGGGGUGGGGAGCGCAUGCAAUGGGGGAGGAGGUGCAUCUGCCAUUGUUGUACAGCUAGCCGCUCCCAGAAUGUGAGAUUGGGUAUCCUUAAGCAGAAGGCUGAGGAAGUGCUGAGUUUCAAGUGAAUGUGUUCAUAUAUUGUGAUCUCCAUCUCCUUCCCAAAUAAAAAAAUUGGAGUUCGUUUGCAUCACAUUGAAGUACAGUAAAUAAAUAAAAUUGUACAAUAAACUCUGAAUGACAAAUGUUAUCAUUUAGAUUUGCGUUCGCAUUUUUCGCCAAAAAGUGUGUUUUGACUUCAAAAGUAUAUUCUAUUUUAUCCUAGAGCGAUUCCUAACAAUAAAUGCCAUUGUGACUCAAAAAGUAAUUUAAUAAGUAGUAUAACUUUUGCAUGUCGAGAAUUC
Messenger RNA from Cuscuta europaea, 2152 nucleotides. The record is from the annotation of a GenBank genome assembly. Lineage: Eukaryota; Viridiplantae; Streptophyta; Magnoliopsida; Solanales; Convolvulaceae.